This is a messenger RNA of Clunio marinus, 291 nucleotides long. Lineage: Eukaryota; Metazoa; Arthropoda; Insecta; Diptera; Chironomidae. The record is from the annotation of a GenBank genome assembly.
AUGACGUUAACGGAAAGUUCUGUAACCAAAAAGUCAAAUGGAAAUUUUCAUAGAGAUUUUCUCGGCAAUGAAAGGCAUGAUGGACAGGUUACGGACGGUUUGAAAUGGGAUUAUUUAAGUGAAAUGUUAUCCAAAUGCGUCCGAAAAGUAUCAAGUAGUGAUAUAUCUACCUACUUCUCACCAAAUUCAUUUUCACAAAUUAUUUUCGUAACAGACAAUAAGUUUUUGUGUAGUCAACAACCGUUAAAAUUAACAGAAGAAAAUUUUCCCGAAAGGCGUUUACAACAUUAA